This is a messenger RNA of Theobroma cacao (cacao), 1296 nucleotides long. Its product is annotated as GDSL esterase/lipase 1-like. NCBI's taxonomy places the organism in Eukaryota, Viridiplantae, Streptophyta, Magnoliopsida, Malvales, Malvaceae. Gene Ontology annotation, molecular function: lipase activity. The record is from RefSeq and is a predicted model, not a curated record.
AUGGCAAAUUUAAGGUUUCAUAUCAUCCUCUUCUUUUCAUGCACAAGCUUUCUCACUCUAAUUAGCUGCCAUUGCCUGCCUGAAAAUCAUGUUACCUUGUUCAUCUUCGGGGAUUCGAUAUUUGAUUCUGGGAAUAAUAACUACAUCAACACCACUGCCCAGGCAAAUUACCAGCCCUAUGGGGAAACCUAUAUCAAGUACCCCUCGGGAAGAUUUUCAGAUGGGCUUCUGAUUCCUGAUUUUAUUGCUGAGUAUGCAAAAGCACCAUAUGUUCUGCCUUAUUUACAACCUGGCAUUCAUGAUUUUACUUAUGGAGUGAAUUUUGCAUCAAGUGGAGCUGGUGCUCUGGUUGAAACUCAUCGAGAAUUGCUCCAUCCAAUUGAUCUCACGACUCAGCUAAUUUUUUUCGAGGAUGUAGAGAAACAGUUGAUGCAGAAACUAGGUGAUGCAGAAGCCAAAUCAUUGCUUUCGAAAGCUGUUUACUUAAUUAGCAUUGGAAGGAAUGAUUACUUAGUCCCUUUCUAUCCAAACGCUACUGUGUUUCAGACCUACUCUAAAGAAGAAUAUGUGGGGAUGGUGAUUGGUAAUCUGACAGUCACAAUCAAGGAAUUGUAUGAGAAAGGAGGAAGGAAAUUUGGGUUUGUAAAUGUGGAGCCACUAGGUUGUAUACCAUUCGUAAAAAUACUUGACCAAGGGAGCAAUGGCUCGUGCUUUGAGGAAGCAACAGCACUAGCUGAGCUACAUAACAGAGAACUUUCCUUAGCCCUCCAAGAGCUAGAGAGGCAACUAAAAGGAUUCAAAUAUACAAAUUUCAAUUUUUACAGUUCCCUCAGUGAAAGAAUAAACGAUCCUUCAAAAUAUGGUUUCAACGAGGUGAAGAUGGCAUGUUGCGGGAGUGGUCAGUACAGAGGAAUUUUGAGCUGUGGAGGAAGAGGGGGAGUCACAGACUAUGAAUUAUGUGAAAAUCCUAAUGAAUAUGUGUUCUUUGACGGUUACCAUCUCACUGGAAAGGCCAACCAGCAAUUAGCAGAGCUAAUGUGGAGUGCAACUGAUCCCAAUGUCACACGGCCUCACAAUCUUAGAACACUAAUCAACCUUUGAUUUAAUAAAUAUGAUGUCCUGAGGUUAUGAUAAUUUGUUUAUGGGAACUAUUUGCCCCUUGUUAUAAUGUUAUUGCAUGAGCAAAUGCAAUAAAUCUCUAGGAAAAGGGUAACCUGAAUUGCAUAUUUUAAGAUUGGUAGCAGUAUCAUUAUCAUAUUUUAUAUCAUUACAAUGACCUCAUAUUUGGUCAUGGGC